CGAUUUUCAGUCGUGAGAGCGCAGCGCUAGCUAGGUUUGCGAGCGGUGGUCGGGUUAAAAUUUUUGUUGGUGUGCAUCGCACCAAAGAAAGCGAAAAGUGAAUACAUAAUUUACAUAAAACGUUAGAGCAAUAAAAAUUCAACAAAAUCUAAAUAGCUGGUGAAAUGUAGCAAUCAAAAUCGGUAGAUGCCGUGUGUGCUGUGUAUAUGUGUGUGUGUCGCAGCAGCAGCAGCAGCUGCCAGCAUGUAUCUCAAUAGAAAUUGCAUGAAUCUCAAACGCAAGGCGCGCAGCGACACUAAAAACAACACCAACAACCACAACAGCAACGUGAACAACAACAAUAAUUUAUAACAACAACGACAACAACAACAAAAAAAAGCACAUUUAAGUAAUUCAACAAUUGAGAAAAUACGACUACUACAAUAAAGGAGAACUUUUCGCAAAAUGCUCGAAAUUCUAUUCAAAGCGACUGCAAUGCGGCAACAAAAAAACCAACAACAACAGCAACAAUUUAAAUGCAGGCAUUAAAUCUGAAACUGGACUGGGAGUCUGAAAAAUCGAUUGAGGAACAACGAUGCCGACAGACGAAACGGAGCCACAAACGAAAAUAUUGCGCACUUGCAAUUUUAGUCAAAGAUGGCGCACUGAAAGAAGUCACCUCAUUGGCACCUGCUAGCAACUGGGAAACAGUCGCCGAUAACAUGUCAAAAAUGAGAGGUCGUGUACUGAUACCGCUGCCCAAUACGGGGGCAAUGGGACGCAAACGCAACAAAUUUUAUAUGCGCAGCAUUUUCAUCCUGGCCCUGUGCAUCUUUGGCCUGCUGCAGUAUCACAACUUUAACUACUUGGAUAGUCGCGAUACGAUGGUGAGCGAUUCGGUGACCAAUGACUCGGUUGAUGCCAUAAUGUCCAUGGUGCCGGCAACACUGCACAAAUAUCUGACGCCACACACACGCAACCACAGCGCCGCGCUCCAAUUGAAUAGCAGCGGUGCUGCUUCAAUUGGCUCUGGUUUGGCGGCAUCGACCACAAUCAGCUUUGAUGUUUAUCAUCCGCCAAAUAUGACGGAGAUCAAGCGUCAGAUAAUCAGAUACAACGAAAUGCAGCUGGUGCUGAAUGAGGACAUUUUUGGGCCGCUGCAAAACGAUUCUGUGAUAAUUGUCAUACAGGUCCACACGAGGAUCAAUUAUCUGCGCCAUUUGAUUGUUAGUUUGGCGCAGGCACGGGAUAUAUCCAAGUCUCUGUUGAUAUUCUCGCACGAUUUCUACGAUGAUGAUAUCAAUGAUCUGGUGCAACAGAUUGAUUUUUGCAAAGUGAUGCAGAUAUUCUAUCCGUAUUCGAUACAAACACAUCCGCACGAAUAUCCCGGCGUCGAUCCCAACGAUUGUCCCCGGAACAUUAAGAGAGAGCAAGCUCUUAUCAGCAGCUGUAACAAUGCCCUAUAUCCUGAUCUCUAUGGCCAUUAUCGUGAGGCGAAAUUUACGCAGACCAAACACCACUGGUGGUGGAAGUCGAAUCGUGUCUUCAACGAACUGGAAGUGACCCGGUUUCACACGGGUCUCGUUUUGUUCCUUGAGGAGGAUCAUUAUGUGGCCGAGGAUUUUCUGUAUUUGUUGGCGAUGAUGCAGCAGCGCACCAAAGACUUGUGCCCCCAAUGCAAUAUCCUGUCCCUGGGCACCUAUCUGAAGACAUUCAACUAUUAUACCUACCACAGCAAGACUAACAAAAAAUCGUUUGCUUCCUCGCUGAUCUCGUCAAACAGUCUAUUAGGAUCGAAUAGGCAUAAUAAUAAUAAUAAUAAUAACAACAAUAAUAAUAAUAAUAAUAGAAACUCCAUUCUGCAGUUAACUGCGUCAUCAUCAGCGCUAUCAUCAUCCAGCACUUCAUUAAAGAAUGCGAAUGCGAAUGUGAAAGUCUAUGUGGGCGACACCGUCGAUGUCGAUAACGAUAACAGCAACAAAAAUAAAAAAAACAGCAAUAAAAGAACUAGCCACAUCAACACUGUCACCGCUACAGCCACAUCCAACACCAAUAAUAACAAUAAUCCUUAUAACGAUAAUAUUAACAACAAUAACAAUAACAAUUACAAUAGCAAUAAUAAUAUUAAUAAUAACAAUAAAAAUGGUGCACAAACAUGGAACUAUCAUGUCCUGCCGUCAUUGUAUUCCGUCUAUCAGAAGGUGGAGUCCAUGCCAUGGAUAAGCAGCAAGCAUAAUAUGGGCUUUGCCUUCAAUCGCACCACCUGGACGAGCAUUCGCCGGUGUGCGAGACACUUUUGCACCUACGACGACUACAAUUGGGACUGGUCGCUGCAACAUGUGUCUCAGCAGUGUCUCCAGCGCAAGCUGCACGCGAUGAUUGUCAAGGGACCCCGCGUCUUUCACAUUGGCGAAUGUGGCGUUCAUCACAAGAACAAGAAUUGCGAAUCCAAUCAGGUCAUCUCCAAGGUGCAACAUGUGCUGCGCAUAGCACGGACUUCCAAUCAGCUGUUUCCGCGCUCCCUGAUGAUGACGGUGCCCAGCUUGAUAAAGAAAUCGAAGCUACGCAAGGGCAAUGGCGGUUGGGGCGAUCUCAGGGAUCAUGAGCUAUGCCUGAACAUGACGCUGCCAACGAGAUAAAGGAUAUCACCAAAUACUAACCGUAGCAAAAAAGCCAACAAAAUAAAUUAAUACAUUGGCUUACUUAGUUUAAACAUUAGCUUUUACUUCAGUAGAACAUAAUUUAAAAUAGUUACUCUGAAAUACAAAAAGAUUGUGAAAGAAAAUCCCCCAAAAAAGUUUUCAUAUAAGUGGACAAAACAACUGAAUUAACAAACAAAAAAUACUACACGAAUUCGCAAUCAACGCAAAUUUGUGCAUAAUAUGCAAAUGCAAAAAAUCAGUGAAUCUAAUAGCAAAUUUUAUAACAAGAAACCAAAAUAUUUAACAAUGCUGCACAAUUGAAUUUUUAUAUACAUAAUUAUAAAUCAUCUAGUCAGAUUUGUAUAGGCCCAAAAAUCCUAAUGAAAUUCCACAUUGUGCCGUUUUUUCACUAUAUAUAUAUAUAUAUCUUUUAUGGUUUAUGUUCCGUCCACAAAUCAAGACCGAACUAUUCCCAUUAAAUCGGUGAUGUAAACCAUGGCGAUCAUUUCUAUAUAUAUAUAUGCAUAUAAAUAUGUAACUUGCAUGAGAUCAGUCUAACUAAUAUACUUUGUAAUAAUCAUCAAUCUAUAUACAAGUAGAAUAUACAUAUAUUUACAUAGCUGUAUUUUGAACAACAACCCCCAGAUUGUGCCGAAAGCAUUAAUAAGUCAAGAAAAUAAACGCAUCAACUAGUCAUAUAUAUAUAUAUAUAUAUAUACAAUACAGAUGGCUUAAUAAUUGAAUUGUACCAAGAAAAACGCAGAAAUAUAUAUGUGGAAAUCUCUUCAAUAACUAAACUAUUUAAGAUAUAAGAAUAUAAGCAUGUAAAUAGUUGAGGCCCUUUGUUGUAUAGAUUUCACAUAAGUUCUCUUAAUAUAAAAUAAGUAUUACAUUUAUGUAUUUGUUAUUUUUUAAUUGUUAGUCCAAGGCGCUUUUAUCUCAUAGGAUUUUCAAUUACAAAUUUGGACGUAAAUUAAUAUAUACACAUAU
Molecule: messenger RNA, 3611 nt
Organism: Drosophila grimshawi
Lineage: Eukaryota; Metazoa; Arthropoda; Insecta; Diptera; Drosophilidae
Gene: Mgat2
Product: alpha-1,6-mannosyl-glycoprotein 2-beta-N-acetylglucosaminyltransferase
Exons: 11
Coding region: 516-2618 (700 amino acids)
Biological process (GO): oligosaccharide biosynthetic process; protein N-linked glycosylation
Cellular component (GO): Golgi membrane; Golgi stack
Molecular function (GO): alpha-1,6-mannosylglycoprotein 2-beta-N-acetylglucosaminyltransferase activity
Source: RefSeq, a predicted model, not a curated record